AAUGCGAGUUGGGAAACGAAUUUAGAAGUGGCAUGCGUCGUUGAGUUGAGCAAGAACCAUUGGCCUGCAUUCCGUUUGGAGGACUUGAGAACCCGCCAAAGGCAAGCAUGCCAUUGCCACUCCUAUGGAGUACAUAUAUCCACCGUUCCUACAUAAUGCACACUCUUGUACGACUACACUCCUUUUCAGGGACGCAGGCGACGGGCUGGAAAAGGCCCUUUAGGGUACGGGUAGCGAACUAUCCAAGUCAGUGUUAGGACAGUGCUGGGAAUUGUCGACAUCAUAUGUAUGAGAGCGUGUACCACUACCACUAUCACCACCAAAACCACGAGGGCCACUUGCAUUAGCACUACCACGACCGUCGUCCUCGUCGUCGUCGUCGUCGUAGCGAUGUGCGCAAGGCUUGAAAAAGAAAAUAAUUGAGAGUAAUUUCUUCAGCGAUUCAGUUUCAAUUUUCAACCAGUGGGAGGAUGAGGUGGCUCCGAUGCUCAACAUGGCUUAUUGGCCUGGUGCUAGUGCAGACUGUGAGAACAAUCCGUAUCCAAAAGCGACAACAACAGAGACGCCAAGAAGUCAUCAGUGAUUUCCUUCAAACACUGAAGAAUACCCCGAAAGCCCACAGUUUGAGUCCCAGCUGGAAUGGGAAGAGUCAAUAUCAAGUGGUGCCCAUCAACCACCUUCCUUUGCAAAACGAGGCUAAUGUGGAAUCUCCAUCCGCCGUCGCCGCCAGCAGUCAAGUGCUCAACAUUGGAGGCUUUUCAGAUCUCGGGGGCGGGUUUCCUUCGCCUAAUAAUAAGGGCUUCUCAGACUUUGCAGCCUCGGCUUCUCGUCCCAGGCAGAACGGAGGUCAGUUUAACAACCACCACCACAACAACAAACACAACAAGCCCGGUACGCACAAAAACAACCGUAGACUAAAUCCCAAGCAUGGCUCGAAUUUAAGAAAUCGAAACGCUCAGCACUCGGCGGGAAACAAAAAGCAUUCCCCAUUUCGCAGACCGUUCGCUGCCCAAGGACGUCGAGCAAAUGGCAACGGGGAGAAGCAAUUCAGAAGACCGCAAUUUGACGCAGGAGCCAAUGGCAACCGAAAACAAUCGGGAGGCAACCGACGACCCGAGUUUGGUGAGGAUUUCCCCAGACGCUCAGAGUCAGGUACACCCGGCGUCGAAGUCUCUAAGGUACUUAGAAAACGACCCACACAACCCGACUUCUUCCGAGACGAACUCAAUGAGCCUCAGCCUCAGUUUGAAGAGCGUAUUGAAGACAACGGAGACGCUCAUCGGUAUGAUUUCGAGCUAGGUAAACCCAGUCAAUUCCCCGGGGCGACCAGACACCAACAAGGGGAACGACCCACCGCUACGCACCAGCCUCAAGCAAAUGGUGAUCGCAGUUCUAAUAGACCAGGAUUGAGCGUGCCCAAUUCAAACUUGGGCUUUAAAGGAUUUGGAGCGAAUCCUUUUAUCAAUGAAGAGCACGACGAUUUCCCGCGACAAUUUUUCGAGCAAGCCCCCGUGAUCAAAAAAGACCAACCUGAACGAUCGAGAGAGCCUUCUCAUCAUCAAUCUCCAGAUUUAUCGACCAUUGAUCGCAAGCAACCUGGACCUCCACCUGGCUAUGAUUCUUCGCCCGAUUUCCCUCCUGAGUCACCGAAUAGAUACCAAAGACGUCCCCCCUUCGAUCAACCGGAAUAUCCAAGCGACGAAGAGCUCGAGCGUGGUUACAACACUUUCUCAGAUGACUUUGGAGCAGAUGGUCUCGAUUUUGACCCCAAUGAUGACAAUGUGGCCAAGUUCAAACUAUUUGUUGACGAUGAUGACGACUACACAAAUGGCGGGGGUCCAUCUGUCGAGUUUGAAACUCGACCGCAGUCGCCAGCGUCUUACGAGCGCGAGCGAUCUUUCUCCACUACGCCGAGACCAAUUCCCACGCCAGGCCCCGAAGAUUUCCCCACUCCCCCUCCCACUCAGCCUACAGCUCCUCCAACACACCCAACUCAUCCCACUCAUCCGCCAGCUAUUACACACCCGCCAUCCCAUUAUCAAACUCCAUUUGAUUUUGGCCCGGAAUACUUUUCCGAGGCAAUUCCUUUGAACGAAAAUAGGAAACCGGCUUUCUUGGAUGGCACAUCCAUCCAACCUGGCCCACCUUACCGAGACGAAAUCGAAUCUCCCUUUCAAUCGCCCAAGGGCAAUGAUGAGAGAGGAUAUGAGCAACCCGAUUCGGGUGCAUCGUAUCCUAGCUUUGGAUCCAGUUCUUAUGACGAAGGCUCUCCGUAUGACGAUGAAGAAGACGAUAACGAGUUCGUCUCAAUUCCAAGGCGAAAUUUCAAGGCCUCGUCAUCACCUUCCGAGGACAGGACCAAGAACCAUCGUAUUCGAGACCAUCUGUAUGAUGAAGAGGAUCACUUCCGAAGCGUUUCUCCCUACAGCAACAAGAAUGAAGGUGCACCGCUUUCUUACGAAACGGCAUACAAGCAACGUCCCGAGGUUCCUACCUACUCAGCGCCCAAGUUUGAUGCUCCUAGACCACUGUCGCCCUCUAACGCCUUCAAAACCGACAGAAAUGACCACUUCUCCAAUGAGGAACAAGACCUAGCAAAUGAGGAAAGCGAUGGCUUCUUUACCAUGCCCGAGAACUUUCCCAGCUUAGAGGCGUUAGGCUCGGGAUUUGAAAGCAUGAAGAUCCGAAAUAAGCGAAAUGCAGAGCCCGAUGAGAUGUUAGCUCAAGAGCGUCGGUUCGUCCCAAAACUGAGAAGACACAGGAAUUUGCGACAAGAGCCUCGAGUCUCGUACGGAGCUCAACCAAGGCGGGAUGACGAGUUCGGCUUGAGCCGAGGUUUCUGGGAGGAUGUGGACACCGAGUUUUACCCACACCACAGGAAUAGUUUCGCCCAACGGCAACAAUCGUUUGAAAACAAUCGUCGAAAUAACCGGAAUCAAUACGAAUUCCAGUCCCCCAAAAGGACUCCAAAUUACAGCUACCAAUCUUCGCACGGAUAUUCGUCUUACCCCUCCCGUCAUAGAGAUCCUUACCCGCAGAGCUCCAUUCAGACGUUUCCUAAGAAGACCGGGUAUGAUCGAAAUUCCUAUUACGUUCAAGAUGAGAAAGACAAUGAAAUCUUAGGGUCGGGUAAUUUUGAAGUCAUCAAAGGAGGCACUUUCUUCGACGAGGACACCUAUCAUCAAUCUUCGUAUAAUCGACGACCUCAGCCUAGCCAAAACGGCAAUUUCUUAGAGAACUUUCGCGAUUUCGCCGAUAUCAAAGGCGAUAUCUAUCGGGAACAGUACUACUAGGUCCCUGGCGAAUAACACAAAUUAUUAUGCUACUAGCUGUAACUAGGAGGCUGAAACGCGUACAUUCUAUUGAAUGUGUCAUCAGUAUUAAACAUUUUGUUUAGAUUGUUAUAUCUGUAACCCUGAUUAUUUUUUUAGACAAUUUGAUUGAGGACGAAAUAAAUCUCGAAUUAUGUUCACUUA
This is a messenger RNA of Tigriopus californicus, 3476 nucleotides long. RefSeq lists its product as uncharacterized. The transcript has a single exon. The record is from RefSeq and is a predicted model, not a curated record. The coding region runs from base 471 to 3293 and encodes 940 amino acids. Lineage: Eukaryota; Metazoa; Arthropoda; Copepoda; Harpacticoida; Harpacticidae.